Canis lupus familiaris (dog) is the source of this 2789-nucleotide messenger RNA. It is a transcript of the gene C9H17orf58, whose product is annotated as chromosome 9 C17orf58 homolog. Bases 278 to 1291 code for a protein of 337 amino acids. The transcript is spliced from 4 exons. Lineage: Eukaryota; Metazoa; Chordata; Mammalia; Carnivora; Canidae. Gene Ontology annotation, molecular function: protein binding. The record is from RefSeq and is a predicted model, not a curated record.
ACAUGGGGGUUCAGGUUUGGGGAUCUGAUGCUGUCACUGCCCACCGACGCUCGCAGGGACAACUUUGAGAGGCCAUGUGCUUGUCCCCCUGAGGAAGUGGGAGAAAUCCCUGCAGCUCGGUUUUGUUCCAAUGGUCUGCUCAGUGAGUGAUUCCCGUUUCCCCAAAGGCUGCCCCUCAUUAGCAUGAACGGGGGUGGGGGUGUGGAGAAGGGGUGGGGGGAGAGAAAGAGCAAAAGCCCAGGCUCAGUUUUAGAGCCUGGGAACCGUGUCUACGAAAAUGACAGCUAGAGCUUUCUGGCUCCUCUGUUUGAUCGUUGGAUCAUCUCCCGAAGCCCCAGUGGCGGACAGAAAAGCCUCGCCGCCCCACGGCAGGAAGCCCGACCCCGGCGGCGGCCCGAGCGCGGAGGAGACGCCGGGGCCCCGAGCGCAGCCGGUCCCCGAGGCCCCGCGGCGGCCACGCGCGGCCGAGGCCGCCCCCCGCGCUUGGCCCGACCCGCGACGCCGGAAGCCCCCGCCGCCCGCCGAGAACCGGGCCGGCUUCCGGGAGGCCGCGCGCGCGCCCGCCGGCCCGCCGAGCCCGCGCCUCGCGCAGGCGGAGAACCGCGCCUCGCCCCGCCGCGCGCCCGCGCUGGAGGACGCCCCGCGGCGAGCCCGCGCCCGGGCCCUGCGCUUCCCGGCCGUGCGGCCGCCCGCGCGCGCCGCCGAGGCCCCCGCCGGCCCCGCCCACCCCAACCGGCCGCGCGCCGCCGCGCCGCCCCCGGAGCCCGCGCCCGCGCCCGCGCCCGCGCCCCCGCCGCCGCCGCGCCCCGGCCCGCCGCAGAGGGACGCGGAGCCGGGCGCCCAGCCCUGCGCGCGCGCCUGCAGGGUGGACCUGGACGAGCGCGAGUCCUACUGCGCGAGCGAGUUCGCAGUGAACGGGAUCGUCCACGACGUGGACGUGCUCGGCACCGGGAUCCGGCUGGUGACCCUGCUGGUGGACCGGGACGGCUUGUACAAGAUGAGCCGCCUGUACAUCACUCCGGACGGGUUUUUCUUCCGAGUCCACAUACUGGCCCUGGACGACUCCAGCUGCAAUAAGCCGUGUCCAGAAUUUAAACCUGGCAGCAGGUAUAUCGUGAUGGGCCACAUCUACCAUAAGAGACGCCAGCUCCCUACGGCUCUGCUCCAGGUCCUGAGAGGACGGCUCCGACCCGGAGAUGGACUGCUCAGGAGCAGCAGCAGCUAUGUGAAGAGAUUUAAUCGAAAAAGGGACGGGCAAGUGCAAGAUGCAGUUCACACCCAGUGCAUCUGAAUCGUCCUAUCCUUGGGCUUUUGGGAGAGACUUGGCAUUCAGCAACAAGAUGGGGAAGGGCCUGUCUCCACGUAAUGGGGUCUUCCUGUGGAGUAGGGCCCAUAGCUCCUUCUGGAACUGACUGUGUCAUUCCAACUCUAAUCUUCAAGUUGCCACUUAUUUACAAGAUGCCUCUUCGAUGGUACGCUUCAGAGCUCCCUGGCAAAGCUAUUCAGCUCUCGUGGCAGUUAUUCACGCGGCUCAGAUAACUGACCUGUCCAGUUAACACAUCACCGCUUCAUGUUGUUUAUUUUUAAUUAUUUUAAUUUAAAUACAUUCUUCAGUAGAAAUAGUUCACAAAAAACAUUUCCUUGAUUUUAAAUAUACAACUUUGAAUAGGUUCUAUCACGUAUCAAACCCAAGUUUCAUACUAAAACCAUCACAUUUUAAAUUCUGUACAGACAGUGCACUAGUCAAAAGACAUGUAUUGAAAUGUCAUUUAGAUCAAACACUAGGGUCAGAACUCAAGACAAGUAUUAAAGUUUUACACUUAGAGUACUAACAGGCUUAAUUCAAGCAAAAUAUUCAAACAAGUGUUCCUGAUGUACCAAAAUGUGAUAAAUGGUUUAUUUUCAUGCCUCCCUGCUCCUAAAAACGCAUGUUUUGCGCCAGACUGGCAACUAUCCCAAUGCUAAACAUAUUCUGGGUGUAUCUGAUGUCAUUUUUCUAUUAAGACCAAGUAUCGUGUUUGUGUUUGUAAAGUAGUAAAUCUUGCCUUGAAAUCAGAUCUUGGAUGCACCUGGUUUUUUUAGCCUCACUGAGCUCUAAAGGUUUGGGAAAAAAGCCUUCCUCAAACAUACUCCAAAAACUCUGGAACCAAUAUGCAAUGACAGCUUACAAGUAUGGGAAUUUUAAACAUUUUCCAGUUGGUUUGGAAAAGGUUUAAUCACUAGCUGAAUUUAAUAUCGAUUUUAUACUUGAGUCCCCAAAGACAUUAACAGGUUUUUUUUUUUUUUUUUUUUUUUUUUUCCCAGAAGACUUAAGCUGUAGAUCAGUUAAGCUGAAACACGUGAAUAGAGACACGGAUAAUCCAUGAUUGGAAAUCACUGCCUAUGGAAAGAUAAACAGGAACUGCACCAAAGAAGAAAAAAACCCAGCCUAUUCUGGUCUCAGAGAUGUGCUCAGGGAGCUCAAGAUGUGUUCUUUAGAACAUUAGUCUUUAAUGGCCACACAGAAGUACUGUAUACCUAAGGGAUGUUUAGGACAGGACCAUAGAGCAUCCACAAGGAAGCAGUAGCCUAAGACAGAACAUCCAAGUGUGAUGGGAGAUACUGUCACCUUAUUUGUCCCAAAUGAGGCAAAAACAUUAAAAAAAAAAAAUUGACAGUUUUUUUUUUUUUUAACAUUUGAGAGAUUCUGAUUAUUCUGUGGUAAAGGAUUACUGAGGGAGUUUUAGAGAAUUUUCCAAAAAUGAGUGUUGCCCACACUUAAUAAAAGUCAUGCUACAAUUGUUUCUCAG